Molecule: messenger RNA, 1769 nt
Organism: Olea europaea var. sylvestris
Lineage: Eukaryota; Viridiplantae; Streptophyta; Magnoliopsida; Lamiales; Oleaceae
Exons: 1
Coding region: 96-1391 (431 amino acids)
Source: RefSeq, a predicted model, not a curated record
UCGAUAACAGGUUGAAGAUAAAAAGGCCAAACGACAGGAGUAAAUAAAAUGGAAGAGCAUUUCCCUCUCUUCUAUCCCCCAAAUCCUAUAAAACGAUGAUCCUCAAUUCUCUUUUCAACUCCAUUGAACCACUCCCUCCCAAAAUUUGCCCUUCUCCCCCGAAACUUAAACCCUCCUCUCUGAGACCUCCUUUCGUAAUCAACCCCAUAAUUUUAUUUUCAUCAAAAUCUUCAUUGUACAAUGUCAAAUGUUGUCAGUGGACCCCUAUCAAGGCCUGUAAGGCGGAAAGGGAAAUCGACAUGGUGAAAACCAAGGAAGGGAUUUAUACUGCAAAGCCCAAGAAAGUGGUGGUGCUAUGGGAUUUGGACAACAAGCCGCCGCGCGGUCCGCCGUAUCAGGCUGCCCUGGCCCUGAAAGGGGUGGCCCAGAAAUUUGGUGAAGUUACUGAUAUCUCAGCCUAUGCAAAUCAUCACGCCUUUAUCCACCUCCCCCAGUGGGUCCUUGAGGAACGCCGGGAACGCCGCCAGAUGGAUUUUUUGGAGCGGAAGGGGUUGUCUACGCCUACUGAACCGUAUAUUUGCUCGGUGUGCGGGAGGAAAUGCAAGACCAACUUUGAUUUGAAGAAGCAUUUUCGACAAUUACACGAAAGGGAGAGGCAAAAGAAGCUGAACAGAAUGAGAAGUUUGAAGGGCAAGAAACGGCAGCGUUAUAAGGAGAGAUUUAUAAAUGGGAAUGAGAAGUACAAUGAGACAGCACGGCGUUUGUUGACCCCAAAGGUCGGUUAUGGUCUGGCCCAGGAGCUGAGACGUGCUGGGGUGUAUGUCAAGACGGUGGAGGAUAAGCCCCAGGCUGCGGAUUGGGCUUUAAAGAGGCAAAUGCAGCAUUCCAUGAGUAGGAGUGUCAAUUGGAUGGUAUUGGUGUCGGAUGACUCGGAUUUCUCGGAGAUGUUGAGGAAGGCGAGAGAAGCAAAUUUGGGGACGGUGGUUGUGGGAGAUCAGGAUAGAUCAUUAGGGAGGCAUGCUGAUAUAUGGGUGCCAUGGAUUAGGGUGGAGAAUGGGGAAAUUAAGGAGAAUGAUUUGGAAUUGAAGAGCAAAAUAAGGAGGGAGUUUGAUGGGAGAAGGGGUAGAAGCUUUUCAGUUAGUGAGUUUGAUGGGGGGUUAGCAGAGGAGAAUUUGGAUGAGCUUGUUGGGAGAAUGGAGUUGGAUGAUGUGAGGAUCUCAUCCUUUUCAGAAGUCGAGGAGGGCUAUGAGGAAGAUGAUGACUGGAUAGGAGCGAGAUUGGAUAAACAGGAUAAUGUGAAUUCCAUUAUAUAUGAUGAUGGGAAGGAGGGGGAUUAUUUAUUGUAUAGUGAAGAUGAAGAAUUGGAAGAAGCAGAUGAUGCAUACUUUUGAUGCUGUUAGGAUUGUGCAGCUGAAUUUUUUAAAGAUUUGUGGAAAGACUCUCUCGUUUAUAUAUGAUUGGUUUUCUCAGUAGUUAAAGUGUCAUUAACAGAAGCAUGAUGACUGAUGUCCCAGUGUUGGAAGUCUAGAACUCGGUCUUUGAAAAGCAAUCGUGUAAUUGCCAACUCAUCUCUGUUUUGACAUUGAGCUCUGUGAAGGUUGAAAUUGUCCACAGUCUCCUUCAUGAAUGUUAUACAUCUUCCGGCUCACCUGUUUGUGGUUUGCUUCCUCAAACUCUUUUUUUUUUUUUGUUACAACUUUCAGUUUUUAUGGCUUAAAAUUUGACCUUUCGAUUCCAUAAGAUAAUAACAUGAGCUAAAGCUUUCUGUU